Messenger RNA from Scomber japonicus (chub mackerel), 1776 nucleotides. RefSeq names its product achalasia, adrenocortical insufficiency, alacrimia (gene aaas). Lineage: Eukaryota; Metazoa; Chordata; Actinopteri; Scombriformes; Scombridae. Gene Ontology annotation, molecular function: protein binding. The record is from RefSeq and is a predicted model, not a curated record. The transcript has 17 exons. Gene Ontology annotation, biological process: nucleocytoplasmic transport. Gene Ontology annotation, cellular component: nuclear pore. Bases 157 to 1716 code for a protein of 519 amino acids.
ACGGCGGGACUCACUUUAAAAAGGAAAUCAUAAGUGUCACAGCAGCUUAGCAUGCACGUUUAUCUCUGCUGUGUGGACACGUAGCGCUGGAUAAUUGACAACACUACAUCAGGACACACUACAAGGGUCGUGUAGCAGAGCUUCACCGGGUUAAAGAUGUGCUCCCUGGCUCUGUUCCCCCCUCCGCUGCCCUCCGGACAGACCACCCUGUGUGAGUCCAACAACCAGCUGCUGUCAGGAUUCAACACCGAGGACCGACUGAAACAGGAGUCGAGUCCUCUGAGUCUGUAUUUUCCCCGAGAGUCCCUGAAGCUCCACAGUCGCACAGAAAGCAGCAGCAAGGCAGCUUUCCUGGACCACUCUGAAACACUGUGGAUGAGGAGUGCAGCAGCAUGGCGCGAUGGUGGUUUCAAAGGACUCCUCAAUGAAAUUACCAACUCACAUACAGAAGUUCCUAAAUGGCUGUCAGUGAGUUCUGGUUGUACGCUGGCGUUACUCAGAAGGUUUUCAUCCUUUCAUGGCUCCUUGUUUCCUCAUCUCACAUUGAGUUGCGAGGACAUGAUUGCUGAGUUUUCACAAGUGCUGAACUGGUCUGACUGUGUGGUGCGAGCUUUUGCCUGGCAUCCUCAUACAGAUAAAUUUGCUGUGGCGCUACUAGACGACUCCAUCAAGAUCUACAACCCCAAAAGCGCCACAACUCCUACACUGAAGCACCGUCUGCAGAAGAGUGUCGUAGCAGUGCAGUGGAAGCCGCUGUGUGCAUCUGCUCUGGCCGUUGCUUGUCAGAACUGCCUGUUGAUCUGGCAUGUGGACCCCUGCUCACUGUCAACCAGGCCUUCAUCUGGUUGUGCACAAGUUCUGUCCCUUCCCGGUCACUCUCCAGUCGCUUCCAUCGCCUGGUCGCCAAACGGCUCUCUCCUGGUGUCGGCCUCGCCUGUGGACACAGCAAUGAUUGUGUGGGAUGUAGCUGCAGAAAGCUGCGUGGAGCUUCAGCGUGUUGGAGGUGGAGGGGUCACCUUCCUGUCCUGGUCCCCUGACGGCAGCCAUCUCCUGGCUUCUACACCAUCUGCCCUGUUCAGGGUUUGGGAGACCAGGAUGUGGACCUGUGAACGUUGGCCAUGUUUGAAAGGGCGCUGCCAGUCUGGCUGUUGGAGUCCAGAUGGGAGUCGACUUCUCUUCACUGUGCAGGGAGAGCCCGUAAUCUACGGUCUGACAUUCACUGAAACACCAGGUGUACCUACAUGCACAUCAAAAGGGCCGCAGGCGGCAGCAGUGGUGGCCGACCUAUCAGAGACAACCUUUAACACACCAGAUGGAGACAUCAUUGUUGGUGGAGAGAUCCAGUCUUUAGCCUGGGACCCGAGAGGAGAGAGGCUUGCAGUGCUUCUUAAAGGUGAUCCACAAGCAGCAGCCAGACCUCCAAUGAUAGCUGUGUUCAAGACAAGAACCAAACCCAUCUUUGAGCUUUUGCCAUGUGGUUUUGUUCAAGGGGAGCCUGGCGCAGAGCCAAGACUGAUGCAGUUCCACCCAAACUUCCAGCACGGAGCUCUGCUCACUGUGUGUUGGUCUAAUGGAAGAAUUACCCAUGUGCCUUUCUACUUCCUGAGUGCCGGCAUCCCCCAUUUUGGCCUCAAUGGCAGUCCAUCACUGCAGCGCCCUCAAGAAAGGCCUGCUGAAUACGCCAAUCAGUCACUCUUUACAGAGUUGAUUUCUUGACCGGCCCUCACCCAUCAUCCCACACUCAAUACUUUUUGUUAUUAUGGAUUGUUAAUAAAU